This is a messenger RNA of Cryptosporidium ubiquitum, 1740 nucleotides long. RefSeq names its product DNA repair and meiosis protein MRE11. The transcript has 2 exons. Gene Ontology annotation, cellular component: Mre11 complex; nucleus. NCBI's taxonomy places the organism in Eukaryota, Apicomplexa, Conoidasida, Eucoccidiorida, Cryptosporidiidae. The record is from RefSeq and is a predicted model, not a curated record. The coding region runs from base 1 to 1740 and encodes 579 amino acids. Gene Ontology annotation, molecular function: DNA endonuclease activity; 3'-5'-DNA exonuclease activity; manganese ion binding. Gene Ontology annotation, biological process: meiotic DNA double-strand break formation; double-strand break repair via nonhomologous end joining; mitochondrial double-strand break repair via homologous recombination.
AUGGAGAUAGCUGGGGUUGAUGAUAGUACAUUUAAAAUUCUUGUUUUUACAGACACACAUGCGGGAUAUAAAGAAAGAGAUGGGAUAAGAAGCAAUGACUCACUAGUUACAUUGGAAGAAAUUUUAAUUGUUGGAAAAAAGCUCAAUGUCGAUCUUAUUUUACACAGUGGAGAUUUAUUUGACGUUGCAAAACCUUCUAAAUACAUAAUGUAUAAGGUAAUGAAUAUAAUUCGCCGGUAUUGUAUGGGGAAUAAAAAAAUAAAGUUUAGAGCUCUGAAUCGGAGAGAUUUAUCAAAUAUUAAUGGCUACAAUUGGGAGAUUGGCGACGCAAAUGUAUCAAUUCCAUUUUUUGGAAUACAUGGAAAUCAUGAUGAUCCUGGAGAAGAAGGACUUCUUUCCCCACUUGAUAUACUUGAAUCUGCAAGAUUUAUUAACUAUAUAGGGAAAAAUAGCAAUGUAGAUAAUAUUGAGGUUUCCCCAGUUUUACUUGAAAAAGGGAGCACACGAUUAGCAAUAUAUGGAAUCGGAAAUAUUAGGGACGAAAGGCUUUAUAGGUCAUUUGAAAGGAAUAAAGUUAAAUUUCUAAUUCCUGAUAAUAACGAUUCCGAGUGGUUUUCUAUAUUACUUUUCCACCAAAACAGGAGAAAAGGUAAUUUUGGAGGGACUUUGUCAAAAGAUUCAAUUCCAGAAUCAUUUUUACCAGAUUUCCUUGAUUUAAUCAUUUGGGGCCACGAACAUGAGUGCAUAGUAGACCCUGUGGAGGUUGCUAAUAAGAACUUUUUCGUACUUCAACCGGGAUCUUCAAUUGCUACAUCUCUUAUUGCAUCUGAAAGUUUGCAGAAGCAUGUAGUACUAUUGGAAGUCAAAAAUAACACAUUUAAAACAACUCCUAUUCCUUUAAUCUCACCAAGGAUCUUUUUGUAUGAUCACGUGGUUUUAGACAAAAAUAUAACUCAGGUUGAGGAACAUUUAGUUGCGAGAAUCAAUGAACUGAUUGAAAUGGCAAAAGUUGAACACAUGGAAAAGAACAAAUUGAAUUUGCCUCAAAUUCCGGAGGUACAAGAGGUCAUAAAGAAUAAUUCGAUGGAGCUGCCUAUCCUCAGACUUAGAGUUGAAUAUGAAUGUGAUUCACAGUUAAUUAAUUCUAAAAGGUUUGGAUUUCAGUUUGUUGGGAAAACAGCAAAUCCACAUGAGAUUUUAAUGUUUACAAGGCGCAAUAGAAACAAUGUUAAGGAUCUUGAACAAGAAGAUUCAAUUGGUUUGAAUUCGAGAAUGGGCUCAAUUUCAUUCAGUACUGAUGAUAGUAAUAUGAUAGAAAGUUUAACAAUUUACUAUACAGAAAAACUAAACGGAUUAGAAAUUAUAAGUAUAAACGACUUUAAUAGGGCAAUAGACAUGUUUGUCAAUAAGUUUGAUAGCCAUUCUAUUGAAAACUGCAUUAUUAACGCAAUUUCAAAAUCUAAUUCAUUUUACAAAAACAAUAAAGGGCUCGAAAUCAACGAAAUUUUGCAAAAGGUUAAAGAAAAUAAUAAAUUCUGCAAGAAUGAAUUGAGCAGUAAUAAAAUUGACUCACUAAUGUCUGAAGAGUUUUCUGACUUAUUCAGUGAGGGAGAGAUUUCUGAUUCUUCCGAUUGUAUUAAACAAAGCAAGAGAUCACGUGAAAACAAAAAUACUACUAACCGGAGGAAAUCCGUGAAGAAGGGUAGCAUUGAUGGAAUCUCAGAUGGUGAAUGGAAUUGA